AACAAAGCUGCUCAGACAGUACGAGACGCGGAGCUCUUCAGCAGAACUUGAAUGCAAGCGUUUUACAUUGGGUCAGGAUCCCAGACUGACUGCGGAGGCUAACCCCCUGGGAAGCGAAUGAAGAAACACGUCUUACUACUAUUCAACUAUAGGGGACUUGUCAGAAAAGGAAAAAAGAGUAAAAGAAGAAAAUGGCCAGUUUUAUAUUACGGAAAGCCGAGCCCAAGGACGUGUCCGACAUACUGCGACUCAUAAAGGAACUUGCGAAGUACGAAGAAAUGGAGGAUCAAGUUGUAUUGACAGAAAAAGAUCUUCUUGAAGAUGGAUUUGGAGAGCACCCAUUCUACCACUGUGUUGUUGCGGAAGUGCCAAAGGAGCAGCAGUCUUCAGAGGGACACACUGUGGUUGGAUUUGCUAUGUACUACUUCACAUAUGACCCUUGGAUUGGGAAGCUGCUGUACCUGGAGGAUUUCUAUGUAAUGAAAGAAUACAGAGGGUACGGAAUGGGGUCAGAAAUCCUGAAGAAACUAAGCCAUACUGCGGUGAAGACUCGCUGCAGCAGCAUGCACUUCAUAGUGGCGGAGUGGAACAAGCCGUCCAUCGAGUUCUACAAGCGCCGCGGCGCCUCUGACCUGUCCUCGGAGGAAGGCUGGCGGCUCUUCAAGAUUGACAAGCAGUACCUGGUGAAGAUGUCAUCUGAGGAGUGAGGGCUGGCCGCGCGGAGUGUGAAGGGCACCAGCUACCCACUCAAAUUUCUUUUGGAAUUUGUGUUUUUUCCUUAGUGGGGAAUUAUUUCUUUACUUGUGAUUCAUUGAGUAUUGAUUCCAUGCAAGCUAUUUGUGCUAUAUAUUUGUUUUAAUAAUGUGCUUUGUUUCCAUCUACCAGAGUAAGAUCCUCUUGCCACUUACUUUGCUAUGAAUAAACUCAAUAGAUUUCAUGUUGGAAGAAUCAAUCCCAAAGUAGUUUAUGUAUUACUGUUUGAAAUUGAUGGAAACCUAGCACUUAAGUGGGAAGGGGGGGGAUAGGUAAUCGCAGUAUGGGUGCUGGUGGCAGUUUUAUUUUCUAAACUGUUAAAUGUAGCUUUGAUUUAUGUAUUUAAUGCUAGAACUAGUUUUGUAGAAUUUCACUGUCUCAGCAUUAUACAAAUAAAGAAUACAGUGAUGUUUA
Messenger RNA from Polyodon spathula (Mississippi paddlefish), 1167 nucleotides. RefSeq names its product diamine acetyltransferase 1. Gene Ontology annotation, molecular function: N-acetyltransferase activity. The record is from RefSeq and is a predicted model, not a curated record. The coding region runs from base 192 to 707 and encodes 171 amino acids. The transcript is spliced from 6 exons. Lineage: Eukaryota; Metazoa; Chordata; Actinopteri; Acipenseriformes; Polyodontidae.